Messenger RNA from Scheffersomyces amazonensis, 1487 nucleotides. RefSeq lists its product as uncharacterized. Gene Ontology annotation, molecular function: ferric iron binding; catechol 1,2-dioxygenase activity. Bases 213 to 1232 code for a protein of 339 amino acids. The transcript has a single exon. The record is from RefSeq and is a predicted model, not a curated record. Gene Ontology annotation, biological process: catechol-containing compound metabolic process. NCBI's taxonomy places the organism in Eukaryota, Fungi, Ascomycota, Pichiomycetes, Serinales, Debaryomycetaceae.
CCGUAUUUUACUAGUUGCUUCUUUGUUAGAGUACCCCACAAAAUGCGGAAAAAUAUUUAACCUCUUAUCGAAUGGUUUGAUCUAGUCAAAGCAGUCAAGACAAUAUAAAUAUCUCUAACAGAAACGCAUAAGUGUGAAAAUGUAUAAAUUCAGGGACCAAAUUUGAUAUUUCGGUAAUAUCAGAAUUUUUAAAGUAUACUUUAUAAGUUAUAAUGCCUACACAAACUAGUACGGGACCCAAAUAUGUCAAUGGGCAGUUGCAAAUUGUUGAUAUGAGCGAUGAUACUAUUACAGAAAAUACUAUAGCUGUCAAUUCCCAACAUAAGGAUUAUCGUCUCAUGUUUGUUAUGGAAAGAUUAAUUCAACAUCUUCAUGAUUUUGCCAGAGAAGUAAGGCUUUCAACCGAAGAAUGGGAACUGGCUAUUGAAUUUUUAACUCAAACUGGUAAAAUGUGUUCAGACAUUAGGCAAGAAUUUGUUUUACUAUCAGAUACUAUGGGAUUUUCGGUUUUGGUAGAUGCCAUUUCUCAUCCUAAACCUGAUACUGCUACAAUUGGAACAUUGCUUGGUCCUUUCCAUACUCAUGAUGCUGAGGUACAUGAUCAUGGUUCUUCAAUUAGUUCAGAAGGAAAGGGCGAACCUUUAUUAAUAGAAGGUAAAGUGACUGAUCCACAGGGUAACCCUCUUGAAGAUGUUAAGAUAGAUUUAUGGCAUUGUGAUGAAAAUGGUUUCUACGAUACACAAUACGAGAACCGUGAAGGUGCAGAUAUGAGAGGUAUUGUUCAUACAAAAUCAGAUGGUUCAUUUUCUAUUAAAGCUACCAAGCCUGUAGCAUAUCCUAUCCCUCAUGAUGGUCCUGUAGGCAAAUUAUUGCAAAAGCUCAAUAGACAUCCAUACAGACCUGCUCAUGUACAUUUCAUUAUUGAAAAGGAAGGUUAUGAUAAAUUAAUUACUGCUUUAUAUCAUAGAGGUGAUAAGUAUGAAACUUCAGAUGCUGUAUUUGGAGUUAAGUCUAAAUUGUUGUUCAGUCUUGAAAAGAUGGGAGAGGAAAGAGCUAAAAAGCAUAAUAUGAAACCUGAUGAUUGGUAUUUGUAUUGGCACUUCAAGUUGAUUUCUUUAGACGAAGCUAAAGAAUUAGUAUUGAAAAAUAACAGAGAAGCUUUGCAGAAGAUAGGCAAAGGAAAUUACACUCUUGAUGAAGCUGGUCUUCCUAUAGCAUCACCUUUGGAUUGAGUUUUAAUAUCUAUAUACCUAAAUACCUAUAUAAUAAUGCUAUUUGGCUUUGAUACACUAAUGUGAUAUGAAAAACAAUACACGCUGUAGGUUUAGUAAAGAUGACUAAUUUCUGUCAAGAAUUAUUAAGAAUAACUCUCAGAUUUAGCCGUAGACACCGAUUUUAAAAGUUCCUCAUUUGAAGGAGGCUUAUCAGAUCGGAAAGAAGAACCGUCGUGGACCCGGAACUAUUAUUGUUUUGCAUCUCAGUUUGAC